Molecule: messenger RNA, 553 nt
Organism: Lytechinus variegatus (green sea urchin)
Lineage: Eukaryota; Metazoa; Echinodermata; Echinoidea; Temnopleuroida; Toxopneustidae
Exons: 4
Coding region: 65-436 (123 amino acids)
Source: RefSeq, a predicted model, not a curated record
ACUCACUCAUCAGCAGUCGAAAUAACGUGUUUUUCAAAGCUCUUGACUCAGCAAAACUCCUGAAAUGGCUCAAUCGGUAAAAACAUUCUCCGUUUGUUUGUGUCUCGUUGCAGUUUUUGCGAUGGCAGUCAAAGCCCAAACUACCGAUCGCACUGCAGAGUUCGAAGCCCUAUGUGACAGAUACAGGCAGGUGGUUGACACGUGUGAAGAAGAUCUAAGAGGACUUCUUACAUCUACUGAACAGAACCUGUUUGAUGAAGCUGAGAAUAAUAUGGUGUGUCUGGUAGAGGAAGGAGAGCAGAAUAGCGCUGAUGCCUGUGAAAUCUUGGAAAAAAUUUGCCUUGAAGUUGUCGACUGUUCCUCUACAGCUCGUUUCAGACGUUCUUCGUCUGUCUCUGCCGAAUCGUCAUCCGUCGAAUCUAGUGAAACAGACUGAGGCGGUCAUCGCAGGUCAAGGGUCGAAACUCAGAACCCCAUCUUCCCUUUGCCUUUUGGCAAUGUGUAUGAAGAUUACUUUUGAUUGAUAUCAUUAAUUUUCUUUCAAUGACUUAUU